Molecule: messenger RNA, 2995 nt
Organism: Helianthus annuus (common sunflower)
Lineage: Eukaryota; Viridiplantae; Streptophyta; Magnoliopsida; Asterales; Asteraceae
Product: cellulose synthase-like protein D1
Exons: 6
Coding region: 16-2820 (934 amino acids)
Biological process (GO): cellulose biosynthetic process; plant-type primary cell wall biogenesis
Cellular component (GO): trans-Golgi network; plasma membrane
Molecular function (GO): mannan synthase activity; cellulose synthase (UDP-forming) activity
Source: RefSeq, a predicted model, not a curated record
AGAAAUGAAUCGAUAAUGGCCUCCUCGCCAAAGGGGGUUAAAAAAGCGACCCGGCGAAACUCCAACGAGUCAGAUCGGCAGGUGUCAUUGUUGACAUCAAACAGUAAAACAGAUUUCGAUCAGCAACGUUGGUUGUUCGAAAGCAAGGGUAAGUAUGGUAUCGGAAACGCAUGUUGGCAGGAUGACGAUAAUAAGGACCCGAAAAGCUUUGCUGAGUUUAUGGACAAACCGUGGAAGCCUCUAACCCGCAAGACUUCGGUUCCAGCCAGCGUGCUUAGCCCAUAUAGGGUACUGGUGGCAAUCAGACUAGUAACACAAUUCUUCUUUCUAUCAUGGAGAUUACAAAACCCUAAUUUGGAUGCAAUGUGGUUAUGGGGAGUUUCAAUCUCCUGCGAGAUUUGGUUCGCCAUCUCAUGGUUGCUAGAUCAACUGCCGAAGCUAAACCCAAUAAACCGAGCAACAGAUUUGGUUGCCCUCAAGGAUAAGUUCGAGAGUACCGGUCGCUCUGAUCUCCCUGGAGUGGAUAUAUUCAUCUCCACCGCGGACCCUGAUAAGGAGCCGCCCUUAGUUACCGCCAACACCAUUUUGUCUAUCCUUGCCGUUGAAUAUCCUAUCGAAAAGAUCUCCAUCUACAUCUCUGAUGACGGUGGUGCCAUUUUGACGUUCGAGGCAAUGGCCGAGGCCGUCAGUUUUGGUAAUCUAUGGGUACCCUUUUGCCGGAAACACAACAUUGAACCGAGAAACCCGGACAGUUAUUUCACACAGAAAACAGACCCAACCAAGAACAAGAAACGGCCUGAUUUCGUGAAGGAUCAUCGUUGGAUCAAGAGAGAGUAUGAUGAAUUCAAGGUCAGGAUCAACGCUCUUCCAGAUGUCAUAAAGAAACGUUGCGAAAAGCAUGAUCGCAAGGAAAACACAAAGGACAAAAACCUAUCCAGACAAAAGAGUGAUAGCUCAGCUUCGGCUGAGACCGUUCAGAAUUCAAAGGCAACAUGGAUGGCAGACGGUACACAUUGGCCCGGUACAUGGUUGAACCCUGUAGCUGAUCACAAAAAGGGUGAUCAUGCCGGGAUCAUACAGUUAAUGAGCAAGGUACCAGAAACUGAACCUGUAAUGGGCACAGAAGAUGAAGGAAAGCUAGAUUUCACAGACGUGGACGUUCGACUUCCUAUGUUCGUAUACGUCUCACGUGAGAAACGUCCUGGUUACGACCAUGAGAAGAAGGCUGGAGCCAUGAACUCGUUGGUUAGAGCAUCGGCUAUACUCUCAAACGGACCUUUUAUUCUUAACUUGGAUUGUGAUCAUUAUAUAUAUAAUUCCAUGGCUAUAAGGGAAGGUAUGUGCUUCAUGAUGGAUCGUGGUGGUGAUCGUAUUUGUUUCAUACAGUUUCCACAAAGAUUCGAAGGCAUCGAUCCUUCUGAUAGAUACGCUAACCACAACACUGUCUUUUUUGAUGGGAAUAUGAGAGCGCUAGAUGGUCUACAAGGUCCGGUGUAUGUAGGAACUGGGACGAUGUUCAGACGGUAUGCACUCUACGGUUUUAGUCCACCACGAGCCACUGAGUACAGUGGGAUUGUGGGGCAGAGAAAGAAACCUGCCGCCACACUAUCGCCAAGUGUCUCAUUGCAGGCUGUGCGUAAUCAGAACGAUGACCUUGAAAGUGCGUCCCCGAACGAGGACCAUCCUGAUUUAAACCUCCCGAAAAAAUUCGGGAAUUCGACCAUGUUUGUUGACUCUAUAGCUGUCGCUGAGUUUCAAGGGCGGCCACUUGCUGACCACGUGUCUGUCAAGAAUGGCCGCCCUGCUGGCGCACUCCUUGCUCCACGCCCUCCACUUGAUGCACCCACCGUAGCCGAGGCUAUUGGAGUUAUUUCUUGUUGGUACGAAGAAAAUACCGAAUGGGGAGAAAGGAUAGGGUGGAUCUACGGAUCAGUGACGGAAGACGUGGUGACCGGUUACAGAAUGCACAACCGCGGUUGGAGAUCAAUCUACUGCAUAACAAAACGCGACGCAUUUCGUGGAACCGCGCCCAUCAAUCUGACAGACCGGUUGCACCAAGUGCUUCGUUGGGCCACAGGUUCAGUGGAAAUAUUUUUCUCGAAAAACAACGCGUUUUUAGCAAGCUCGCGUCUAAAGUUCCUACAACGCAUAGCAUACUUAAACGUGGGUAUCUACCCGUUCACGUCUAUAUUCCUAGUCGCGUAUUUAUUCCUCCCGGCACUCUGCAUGUUCACAGGGCAGUUUAUUGUUCCAAAUAUCGACGCAACGUUCCUGACGUAUUUACUGGUUAUGACAAUCACACUUUGUCUGAUAUCAUUACUUGAAGUGAAGUGGUCGGGAAUAGCGCUCGAGGAAUGGUGGAGAAACGAGCAGUUUUGGGCGAUUGGUGGGUCGAGUGCGCAUCUUGCAGCAGUGAUCCAAGGGCUGUUAAAGGUGACAGCUGGAAUCGAGAUCUCGUUCACUUUGACAUCCAAGUCGGCAGCGGAGGAUGAAGAUGACAUUUACGCUGAUCUGUACGUGGUGAAAUGGUCGAGUCUUUUCGUGAUGCCGCUGACUAUUUGCAUCACGAAUAUCGUGGCGCUAAUUAUGGGAACUGCGAGGACUCUUUUUAGUGUGAUUCCGCAGUGGAAUAAGCUUGUCGGUGGAGCGUUUUUUAGCUUUUGGGUUUUGGCUCAUAUGUAUCCGUUCAUGAAAGGGCUCAUGGGUCGGAAAGGGAAAGUGACGACGAUUAUUUAUGUUUGGGCCGGGAUUCUGUCGAUUACUGUUUCUUUGCUUUGGAUUUCUAUCAGUCCACCGGAUGACACUACUGCUAAAAUCUAAAGUUAGUUUUUGACUUUUUGUACUAGUACAGAUGUCAUUUUUAACCUUAUUAGAUCGUGGGCAAUAUGAUAUGAACUUUCCUGAAAAGCACAAUUAGGAAUAUAGUUAUAAAUUCAUUUUUGUUUUUUUAGAGUUAAAUGUGAUUUUAGUCCCUGUGGUUUGUGUUAUUUUGCCA